AUGAGCACACUGACAAUAUGUCACGAAUGUGGUAUGCGAAUGCCGUUAACUCAAACAUCUUGCACAGUUUGCGGAAGCGAAUUCGUGGAAGUUGUAGAAAGGAGAUCAAAUUCAAACAGAAGCAGAGAGUCUUCAAGAGCACGGCGAACAAGAAGAGUGCCUCCGGGAGAGGCUUCUGAAGCACCUCGUCGUCAAUCAAAUCCUAGAUCGACUAAUCGGUCGAACCCUAUACCCCCCACACAAAAUACAACCCAAAAUGCAAAUGCCAAUACAAUCCCACCUACAAACUCUAAUAGACCUUCAAAUUGGACUCGGGUGCCAACACAGAGGCCUAAUGCGGAUCCAAAUUCUACAUCUUCAGAAGCCGUAAGGGACCAAUCAGUCGUCGCCAAUGUUGUUAAUAAUGUGCUACGGGCUUUGAGCGCGACUGUUGCAUCCAACACUUUUUUAGAUGUCGAAGGCGGGAGAGUUACGGAAAAUACUUUGAAUAUGGGUCCAAUCACAUUGGAAGUACAAAUGACGGGAUCAGGGGAAAGGCAGAUUAGACUUGGAACGGAAGAAACCGUCCUGAAUAGCAUGGAUCGAAUAAUGCAAGACCUAUUUCAUGUGGUUGAUCAGCCGUUGAAUGGUCUAUCAGAUCAACAACUACGAUCUAUCCCUAUCAUUGAAGUAACUGAGAAUCAUGUAAAGGAUGAAACCCAAUGUUCAACGUGUCUUGAUCUGUUUAAACUAGGUGAAUCAGUAGCUCAAUUGAACUGUAUGCAUAUUUUCCAUCAACAAUGUGUUGAGCCCUGGUUAAAACAGCAACGUUCUUGUCCCAUAUGCAGACAACGUGUAAACCCCCAAGCUUGGAAUACUUCUAGUCCAGUUCCGCGAAGUGCAGGAGAACGUAAUCUUUCUGAUCUAGAGGAUCUUGAUUGA
This is a messenger RNA of Auanema sp. JU1783, 921 nucleotides long. NCBI's taxonomy places the organism in Eukaryota, Metazoa, Nematoda, Chromadorea, Rhabditida, Rhabditidae. The record is from the annotation of a GenBank genome assembly.